AGCUGAAGGAGGAGAGGAGAGUCAUUCAGAUGGAUCUGAAGAGGCAGAGCCUCAGCCUCACCUACUGUCCCUCCUCCUCCCCUGUGGAAACACGCCUGCAGAGCAGAUCCAGGUUGGCCUCUAGUCUGCUCUAUACUCUCCUUUCUAACAGAUCCAAAAUACCUGUUUUACAACUUUUAACUUCUGUUCUGUGGAUUUACAGGCUUUCAGGGGUUUCUGCUGUCAAGCCCAACGCAUGUCUCUAGAUCUGUUUGAUUAUUUGUCUGAUAAGGAUAACAUGCAUACUUCCCAGACAAGGGCCUAAAUUCAUUCAGAUCAAGCGUUAACCAGCGAUAGCCAACACCCGCUUUGCAGAUGUUAUGGCGGUGUCAAAUCAAAUGUUAUUUGUUCGAGGUGGAACUGCGUUGGAGUCGUCAAAUUGGUGAGCAGCUGCUCUUGCGGUCAUUGUGUCAAAGCCACACCCAUCCGACUGGCGUUAGAAGUUUAGAAUGAGAAAGUGUAGGAUGUAGAUAAAAAGAUAAUGAGGCUCAUAUUGAAAAUCAUUAAACAAAAUAAUGAGGAUUUCUAUCAUCCUAAUCGAGGUGUAGAUUACAUCUCACAUUCCAGUGUUCGGAUUGGUAAACAAGGCUGCAUGGGAUUUCAGUUAAAGCGACUCUGUGCAGCCAAUGGCAAUGUCCGCUUUAGGUAUAAUGCUGGGAGCCGCUUGUGGAUUUGAGAGCUCUAACACAGUGCCAACUCCGACACCACCAAAACAACCGAUAUGCAGGUGUCAGCGGAUCUGAUAGAAUCUAGCCCAAGGUCAUCACUUACAGUAUCUGUCGAAAGUAUUUAGCUAAUUGCAACCUAGUUGAUCUUUGCUGUCAUGAAAGGUGUUAAUGGCAAUGUUGCUAUUCCCAGGUCGAUAGGAUGGACAGGUUUGUCUGCGGAUGAGACACAAAGAGACUUGACCCCUGUGGUGGCCCCCAGACCGCAUCCUCCACAUACCAGGCCCAGUCCACCACUAGUAGCACCUCUAAUAAGGAGGACUCCUCCGUUAGACAGGAUGAGAGGCCAGCCAUGCAGCUCACCCAACACCAGAGAAUCCAGCCCUCUCCAACCCUCUGAACAUAAACAUCCAAGGACUCACAGCCAGAGCUCUGAGGCUUCCCACCCCUGCAACAGAGAACCCACCAUCACCACUCAUGACAUGGACAGCUACCUACCACCCCUGGUCCCCUCUGCUAGUACAGUAACCACCCAUGGAUCCUACCUCAACUCUGCCUCAGAACAGAGAAUAAAGAGCAGAACUUGUAGGCGUAGUGGUCAGCCUGUGUCUGUGACUGAGGGAGCUCAAAGACAUGAUGACUCAUGGUCAGACUCAGUGAACAGCUGGCCCUUGUUACCUGGUGGCCACCAUCGUCUUUGCUCCUCCACACAGCCUCCGGAGCAGAUGAGCCCUGUAAGCAUGUUCCACCCUGCUCCCCCCACUGUGCAGAGGCCAGCCAGCAGAGGGCAGAGUGGGGCCAGGCGCCUGUGUCUGCCGCAGCAGGGGGACAGCCUGGUUAGCUCCUCG
This is a messenger RNA of Coregonus sp. 'balchen', 1552 nucleotides long. The record is from the annotation of a GenBank genome assembly. NCBI's taxonomy places the organism in Eukaryota, Metazoa, Chordata, Actinopteri, Salmoniformes, Salmonidae.